CUUCCCUAGUCUCGGAAGCGGCUGCGUGGCGGCCAGCGGGCUCCGAGCGGCGCUCCUGUGUGCUUCUCACCCGUGCUCCGGAGCCCCGGGCCGUACCGGCGUCUGGAGGGACAUGGCGAGCCCGGGAUGCGGUAACUGCCCGGGAAACGAGGAGGAGAGUUUUCUGUACUUCGCCUACGGCAGCAACCUGCUCACGGAGAGGAUCCACCUCCGAAACCCCUCGGCCGUCUUCUGCAGCGUGGCCCGCCUGCAGGAUUUUAAGCUUGACUUUGGCAAUUCCCAAGGCAAAAUAAGUCAUACUUGGCAUGGAGGAAUAGCUACCAUUUUUCAAAGUCCUGGAGAUGAAGUAUGGGGAGUAGUAUGGAAAAUGAACAAAAGCAAUUUAUGUUCUCUGGAUGAGCAAGAAGGAGUUGUAAGUGGAACAUAUGAUCCAAUAGAAGUUAAUGUUCACACUCAAGAAGGAGAAAAAAUAACCUGUCGAAGUUAUCAGAUGAAAAAUUAUGUGAGUGCUCCCCCAUCACCACAGUAUAAAAAGGUCAUUUGCAUGGGUGCAAAAGAGAAUGGUUUACCACUGGAGUAUCAAAAGAAGUUAAAAGCAAUAGAACCAAAUGACUAUAAAGGAAGGGUCUCAGAAGAAAUUGAAGAUAUUAUCAAAAAGGGAGAAACAAAAUCUAAUUAAAAUAUAGACUAUAUCUUAGGAUAUUCUCUCUGUAUGCUAAUAUAAAAUAUUUUUGACAUUUGAGAACACGGAUCUUCGAUGUUUAAUAUAUUUUCAAUGGUUCUCUGAAGGGAUAUCUCACUUGGGUGGGUCCUUGUUUUCAGACUAUAUACAGAAACUGGGUUAGGAAUUAUAUGAUUAAAAAGGGGGUUGUGAGGCCCUGGAAUGCAUAACAAAUGGAUGUGGGUACUCCUUCUCUGAAUACUUGUAUCUGUUUUCUUGAGUUGAUUUUAAGUGUAUUCCUGCUCUGUGGCAAAGGAUAAAUUCGCAACCUGCUUAAUGAUGACGCUACUGAAUUGCUCUACUUGGACCAGAAUUUUUUUAUCCAGCUUAAUAACAGCAAGCAAACUGUAGAGACAAUUGCUAAUGAAACUUAAAAUGUGAAAGAUGGUAUAGUGUUCUUAAAGGUAUAAAUAUAUUUGUAUUUUAACUCAUUUUCCCCCACUAAAGUACUAUAUAUCAUUGUGUUGUUAGAGUGACUGAAACCAUUGUGCAUACCACAUCUGGUCUUGGCCAUAUACUGUCUAUACUAGGGAAAUAAUACCACAGACUCUGGAGCCAGACAGAAUGAGAUCAGUUGUUCCUUCUACCACUUUCCAGCUAUGAGACUUUGGAUUACCUGACUCUCUGUGCCUCAGUUUCCUCACAUGUAGAGUGAGGAUAUUCAGAAUACUUAUGUUUAGGAUUGUUGUGAGGAGUAAAUGAGUAAAUAUUUCUCUGAGCAUAGAAGAGAACCUGGCACAUGGAUUGGCAAUCAUUAUUGUUCCUAUUGAAAAAUUAGGUUUGUACAGGGCUACCCUUGGAACAGGCUUUUAAAGUAGAAGGUCAAGAUCAUGAAGGGAAAAAUAGUUUUUUGAAGCUAAAACGUCUUGGCUUAUGAAAAAAUUGUAACUUUCAUAAUUUACUGAAUCAAUGGAGAAAAGAAUCAUGAAGCAUUCCUGUUUAUCAAAAAAAUCUCUUAUGUCUCUGUGGAAUGCAGUGAGCUAUACCUUUGAAACAGGUCACUGGAAUGAGAGUGAACUAGCUGCAGUAGGAUAAAAUAAAGGUUUAUUUUUUCUCUAGGAAAAAGUGACAAAAGGAGUUUUCAGGUUAAAACUGCAAUUCUGUAGUGAGGCUGAGGACUUAAGUACAGGUUUUAUAGCUGUCACAUCUCACAAUUUCCAUGUACAUCCUCCAGUAUUCUUGUUUUCUAAUAGUUGUUAUUUAACUCCUCCCGAGUUUGUCGGUGAUCCAGAACUCAGUUAUGGUCAUGAGUGAGCAAAGCCUAGUUUUGCUGUAGAUGUAUUAGCUAUUAUUCUAAUAAUCUGUUUCACUUACUAAAAAUGACAUCUUUCAUUAAGGAAUUCAGAACAGAAGCAAUAAAACCUUCAUAUUUGGUCUUUUAACAAAAAUCUGGUAAUCAUGAGGAAUACUAUAUCUCCAGUUGUUUUCAAGGUAGUACUACCAAAUGUGAUAUGUAAGGUAUUUCCGUUUCUACCAGUGCUUUUGGUCCUCUUGCCAUCAUACGACCAGAUCCUGGGUAAAUUAUAAUAAAGAUAGCUUUUGCAAAGCAUU
Messenger RNA from Choloepus didactylus (southern two-toed sloth), 2272 nucleotides. It is a transcript of the gene GGCT, whose product is annotated as gamma-glutamylcyclotransferase. Gene Ontology annotation, molecular function: gamma-glutamylcyclotransferase activity. Bases 113 to 679 code for a protein of 188 amino acids. Lineage: Eukaryota; Metazoa; Chordata; Mammalia; Pilosa; Megalonychidae. The record is from RefSeq and is a predicted model, not a curated record. The transcript has 4 exons.